This is a messenger RNA of Nerophis lumbriciformis (worm pipefish), 3843 nucleotides long. RefSeq lists its product as uncharacterized. NCBI's taxonomy places the organism in Eukaryota, Metazoa, Chordata, Actinopteri, Syngnathiformes, Syngnathidae. The record is from RefSeq and is a predicted model, not a curated record. Gene Ontology annotation, cellular component: nucleus. Gene Ontology annotation, biological process: regulation of gene expression.
UGGCGGACUGAGCGGCGGUAGCUUUCAGUAGAAGUUUAAAUUUGGCGAUUUAACCGCGACAUAGAUUAAUAGCAAAUAUAGCAAUACAUACUUCAAAGACACGUCUUUUCUUAAGCCCACGGAACGGACGUUUGGGUGUAAUGCAGUGUUAUCUGAAGUGAAGACUUAAUAAAACAUGAAAGAACACGGCUGUGCUGAAAUGGCGUCGGCCGGUAAAACAGAACACAUUUCGAGCCAAUCAUUAACGGAUAUAACGCUGAAACCUGCAGAAAACGGUGUCCAUCAGCUGAUUGGUCAUUCAGAAGAAAUUCCCCCUUCGCCACAGCCCACGUGCAUCAUUGUGAAGAAAGAGGCUCCACAACCCCACCACUUUAAAGACGAAGUGGAGGAAUUCUUGAUCACACGGGAGGGAAAGGGUCUUGUAGGGCCAGUGCACGCUGAUUUGACCAAAUUGCCACUGACUGGUGUUUCUCUGAAGACCGAAGACCAUAAAGAGAAACCACUUGAGACCUUACCUAGGUCUCCCACAGACAUCCAGCAGCUUAUUGGUCCUUCAGAAGAAUUUCCCCCUCACGGGGGGAGCUCUUCUUUGAAGCAGGAGGCUCCACAGCUCCCCUAUGUCAAAGAGGAAGAGGAAGAGGAAGACAUUUGGAACACUCGGGAGAGAGAAUGUCUUCCAGGUCCACAGGAGGAGGCUGAUCUCACUAAGUUGCCACUGACUGUGAAGAUUGAAGAUGAUGAAGAGGAACCUCCAGAAGACAACCUGUUAGCUCCACUAUCCGAUAGUGAGGCUGAAGACGGGUCUGAAGAACCUUUGAGCAGCGAUACAGACUGUGAAGGUGACACUGACAACAAAAACGCUCAUUGCUCUGAAGAGACGAGAGCUAAUAAACGUUUCAGCUGCCCAUUUUGUACUAAAAGGUUUUUUACUACACCAGGUUUGACUCGGCACAUGAUGAAACACACUGGAGAAAAACCAUUUCGUUGUUCGGUUUGCGGUAAAAGGUUUUUUCAAAAGAACCAUUUGACUCAACAUAUAAGAACACACACUGGAGAAAAACCGUUUAAUUGUUCAGCUUGUGGCAAAAGCUUUUCUCACAAGAGCAAUUUGACUGUACACAUGCAAACACACACAGGAGAUAAACCGUUUAGUUGUUCCGUUUGUGAUAAAAGCUUUUCUCAAAAGAUACAUAUGACUGAGCACAUGAGAACCCACACAAAGGAAAAAGCCACUUGCUUAGUUUGUGGUAAAAGCUGUACUCAAAAGUGCAAAUUGACUCAACAUAUGAAAUUGCACACUGGCGAAAGAUUUAUUUGUUCAGUGUGUGGUAAAAACUGUUUAUCUAGAGUAAGUUUGACUCGUCACACAUUAAAGCACACCAUGGAAAAAACGUUAAGUUGUUCAGAUUGUGGUAAAAGAUACUUUUAUAAAAAACACUUGGCAAGACAUAUUAGAACACACACUGGAGAAAAACCAUUCUGCUGUUCAGUUUGCGGUAAAAGCUAUACCCAAAAUACUAAUUUGACUUACCACAUGAGAACGCACACAUUAGAAAAACCAUUCAGCUGUUCAGUUUGUGGUAAAAGUUAUUCUCAAAGGAGCAAUUUGACUUAUCACAUGAAAACACACACUGGCGAAAAAACUCAUAAUUGUUCAGUUUGUGUCAAAAGAUUUCCAACGAAAUACCUGUUGGAAUGUCACAUGAGAACGCACACAGGAGAAAAACCCUACAGUUGCUCAGCUUGCUUGAAAAGAUUUACUCAAAAGUCGAGUGUCCGACUACACAUGAGAAUCCAUACGGGAGAAAAACCAUUUAUUUGCCCAGUUUGUGGUAAAGGAUUUACACAGAAGGCAACUAUGGUAACUCAUGCAAACGUACACAGAAGAGAAACUAAAAGUGUAAUUAUGCACAUGCCGACACACUCCGGUAAAAACCAACCUUCAAUCAUUGAAUCAAUCAAUAGCCCUUAAUCACAAAGGUCACAAAGGGCUAAAAGUGAUGGUCAGAAUCAUUAUAUGGAAAACAAGGGAGCAUUUUAUGCACACAUGACAAUAAUCCUUUUAAUGUUCAAAUGGACGUUGACACAACUGAGAAUAAUUAAUUCCUGUUUAGUGUACGUUAAAAAUGGUCAAAUUAUAGAAGUGUAAUGUCACAUGUGAGAAGUACCGUAUUUUCCGCACCAUAAGGCGCCCUGGGUUAUAAGCCGCGCCUUCAAUGAACGGCAUAUUUCAAAACUUUGUCCACCUAUAAGCCGCCCCGUGUUAUAAGCCGCAUCUAACUGCGCUAAAGGAAUGUCAAAAAAACAGUCAGAUAGGUCAGUCAAACUUUAAUAAUAUAUUAAAAACCAGCGUGAUGUGGGCGCGCAUGGAGUCGUAUAUCAACAUGGACGGAGCUGCGUGAAAAAAGCCACCCGGCCUCUUCGCGUAAACUUACCUUAUCCACUCGCUCAUCUUUUCUUCAUCCAUCCAUCCCUUCGAGUUAGCUUUUAUGAUGACGCCGGCUGGAAAGGUCUCUUUUGGCAAGGUCUUCCUUUUGAAUAUCACCAUGGGUGGAAGUUUCUGGCCAUUAGCAUGGCAAGCUAGAACCACAGUGAAGGAUGACUUCUCAUUCCCUGUGGUGCGAAUAUUCACCGUACGUGCUCCCGUUGUAUCCACAGUGCGGUUCACAGGAAUAUCAAAAGUCAGUGGAACCUCGUCCAUGUUGAUAAUGUUCUCUGGCCGGAUCUUUUUUUCAGCUAUCUUGUUUUUACAAUAUGCACGGAAAGUAGCCAGCUUUUCUUGAAAGUCUUUAGGCAGUUGCUGUGAAAUAGUAGUCCGUGUGCGGAUGGAGAGAUUGCGUCUUUUCAUGAACCGGAUCCCUGUCGCUUAGUAGGAGCCAUUUUGUGGUCUUUACAGAUGUAAACACACAAAGGAAAUGAAACGUAAUAUCCGCGCGCUUCUUCUUCUUCUUCUACGCGGGCGGGUGGUUGCUUACAGUAGAAGAAGAAGCGCUUCCUGUUCUAUGGGGGCGGGUGCUUACCUUGGCGGUUGCUUGCGUAGAAGAAGAAGCACUUCCUCUUCUACGGGGAAAAAAGAUGGCGGCUGUUUACCGUAGUUGCGAGACCGUAACUUUAUGAAAAUUAAUCUUAAUAUUAAUCCAUAUAUAAAGCGCACCGGGUUAUAAGCCGCACUGUCAGCUUUUGAGUAAAUUUGUGGUUUUUAGGUGCGGCUAAUAGUGCGGAAAAUACGGUAACCAAAAAUUGAUGAUCUGUGUGUGAAAGCAAAUUCUCUCAUGAGUUCCGAGGUUAGUGUGGCGCUCAGAACAGCAGUUACACAACUUUUGAUUGUUUCGAACAACAUGUAUGGUGGAAUUUGUUCACCUCCCCUUUGAUAUGUGUAUAUUCAUGAUCAUGAACUGGUAUUUGUGUUGUGAGAAUGUUGCGUAACGGGGUUGUACAUUUUCACAAGUGCAAGUUCAAGGUAUCCUCAAUGUUCAACUACAAUAAAUACAUGAGAUGUGCCCUGUGACAAACAUAAGAUAAAGGAGACAGCGACUAUGUGGGACACAAUACUUUUUUAUUACUAUUUGUUUGUAAAUAUGACGUGUCGCAACCUCCUGCUAUAACAUGUUUAUGAUACUUACCCAAAAAUGCCUAAUUUCAGCAAAUACAAUUGUAUAACAAUCGAGCUAAAAAUAAUUAGCAAUCUUUUUAAGGCCCCAGUGUUUGAUGUAAGGAUGACUUGGUUAGUUCAGUAAAUAGCUCCAUUUUGUAACGGAGCAAUGACAUAAUGCCUAACUAUGUAUGGGCAGAAUGUGUGUUGAAGCAGAUGACUUCUUUGUCAAUGAACUUAAAAUAAACUGA